AUGAAUACGCUGGUGGUGUUUUCUGCUUUAUGUGCUGUAGCAUGCGGCUCUCUUGUGCCUCUAGCACAGCCGCUGCACCAAUCUGCGCUCGUGCUGGACCCGCACGGCCGCCCACUCGACACCGCCGAGGUGAUCAACGCCCGCGCCCUGCACCUGCAAGCUAAGGCCCUGGAUGGACACUACGCUCCCCUCGCGCACGCUGCCGUCGUGCCCGUCGCCCACUCCGUGGUCGCCCCCGCCGUGGUGGCCGCUCCCGCCGCCGUGUCCCACCAGUCCCGCGUGGAUGUGCACAGCAGCCCCGCCAUCGUGAGCCACACCAUUGCUGCACCAGUAAUAGCCCACAGCGUUUACUCUGCACCUCUACUGGCCCACUCUGCUCUCAGCUACGCCGGUCAUGGACACUACCUGAAGAAGCGCUCCCUGGGACACCUCGCCUACGCCGCUCCCGUCGUCACCCACGUAGCUCCCUCCGCGGUGUCGCACCAAUCCCGCGUGGACGUCGUCUCCAGCCCCGCCGUGGUGUCUCACGCCGUCGCUCCCGUAGUGUCCCACGCCUACGCCGCUCCCGUAGUGGCUCACGCUGCCCCCGUUGUCGCCGUAGCUCCCGCCGCCGUGUCUCACCAGUCCCGCGUUGAUGUGCGCACCAGCCCCGCUGUCGUCUCUCACGCCGUCGCUCCUCUCGUUCACGCUGCUCCUGUCUACGCUGCCUCCGCAUACGGUGCUCAUGGAUAUGCUGCAUACGGCGCCCACUCUGUAUACGGUGCCCAUGCUGGACUCGCCCAUCUUUUGAAGAAGCGAUCUCUUGGUCACUUCGUGGCCCCCGUUGUGCACGCCGUUCCUUCUGCUGUGUCCCACCAGUCUCGUGUUGACGUGAUCUCCAAGCCCGCUGUUGUGUCUACCUACGUUCACGCCGCUCCCGCUGUGUACGCUGCUCCCGCUGCCGUGUACGCCGCCCCUGCUGUGUCCCACUUUGCCCCGAUCGCUCACUCUGCCAUCUGGUCUGCUCCCCACCAUCUGAAAGCUGCACUUUGGUAA
Spodoptera littoralis (African cotton leafworm) is the source of this 1035-nucleotide messenger RNA. Lineage: Eukaryota; Metazoa; Arthropoda; Insecta; Lepidoptera; Noctuidae. The record is from the annotation of a GenBank genome assembly.